Messenger RNA from Suillus subalutaceus, 1129 nucleotides. RefSeq lists its product as uncharacterized. The annotation marks the transcript as partial. The record is from RefSeq and is a predicted model, not a curated record. The transcript is spliced from 5 exons. Lineage: Eukaryota; Fungi; Basidiomycota; Agaricomycetes; Boletales; Suillaceae.
ACGUGUUGCAGACUCACUUCUGAAUAAUUUUUGGAAGGUGGGGGACCGCUCAAAUUCGAUGAUAAUCCCCUUGUUAUCCGACACACCUUGCGCCAUGAUAAGGAGACAAAUGGGUAUGAAAACAACGACACUUACUGGAGCCAAAAGGUGCGUAGUCUUACCUGAUAUAUCUGUACAGUUCGUAUUUCAAAGUGAUUCCAUGAUUGGGACGAAGGCACAGCACCCAAGUCACAAUCUGUGACUAUCUGCAUGCGUAUCACCCGUUCUCUCGGUUUAUUUCGCCCGGAAAAAGGUAGGGUGCUGGAAAGAUCCAGUGGGACCAGUAUCCACGGGCACCUUUCCAUUAUAAAUCUUUCUGCCCUUCUUUGAACUCGUCAUCGAUAGUCAAUGAAGCCCGCUCCCACUGGCAGUGCGUCCAGGAUGCAACGUCACGCCGACGAAUCAGUCACCGAUGACGGCCAUCGCACCAUACCGCGACCGAUGCCAGCGGAUUUUCGUAAGCUAGUCUCUGGCUCCCAAGAAAAUAUCAUCCGCGCAAUGGAUAUAAGUGCACCAGCAUUCGAAGAAUUUAAAAAAAUCCUUCGCGAUCAGGCAGUGAUGAUGCUGGAUUGCGAAAGGUUUCUACACGAACAGAUACCCGAUAUUUGGGCUAUCUAUCUGGACUGGGCUCGCGAGGAAUUGGCAUCCUUUCUUUCCAGGUACACUGAUGCAUGGCCGGUCGAGCUCUACAUGGAGCAUUAUCUAUCGAAGAAAACGUAUGCCAAGCGUCACGCCUUCAGAGCCAAGAUGACGAAGUUAAGGCCCGCCCUCAAAACCGCUCGCGUUAAGAGUUCUGUCUCAGAGCAUGGUGCAAGCUUGCCGCCCGCUCCUGGUGGUCCACCCCCACCUUAUGAAGAUCACGAUUUCGUCCAACCCGAUGCGGCGGGUGGCGACGAUCUCACUGUCGAGAACUUUCUAAAGACGGUCAAUCCUGACCUCAGCCACCUCUUCCCUGCAUUUGAAGAACUGGGGAUCAGCAGCGAAGCGGAUCUCGUUGUCGUGAGGUCAUGGGCCCCUGCUGUGAGAAAGGACUUUUUCGAGAGGGAACUGAUGGGGAGGAAUGAGCGCUCUCCAGAUCCAGGCCCUGAAU